Molecule: messenger RNA, 3174 nt
Organism: Condylura cristata (star-nosed mole)
Lineage: Eukaryota; Metazoa; Chordata; Mammalia; Eulipotyphla; Talpidae
Gene: WDR49
Product: WD repeat domain 49
Exons: 19
Coding region: 1-3174 (1057 amino acids)
Molecular function (GO): protein binding; calcium ion binding
Source: RefSeq, a predicted model, not a curated record
AUGAGUAACCAGAAUGCAGCACUCGAGUUAAACAUGGGGUUCCGGCCUGAGCUCAAGAGCUUGGAGAGAACAGAAGGUGCAAUUGCAGAAGAAGACCCUGUCACAGCCCUGCUUGAAAACCAGCUCAGCGUGGGUGAUUUUGUCAAAAUGCAGAGGGCCUUUGAGCCUACAGACCCAAGACAUCCCAUUUCUAUGUCCAGAGAAGAUUUUAUACAGAAGAUGAUAGAGAUUGUUGGUUGGGGCUCAAAGGAAAAAUAUGGGGAGUUCUUUGACAAAGUGGAUGUGACCCAAGAUGGCUUCAUUAGCUGGGACAAGCUGACUUCAUUUAUGCUGAUGGCACUUUAUGAGAAAGAUGAACGAGCAAAGGCGACUGUGGUUCCUGAGUGGAAAGACCUGGAAUUCCUCCCAGGGAAACACAAGGACACCAUUCAAAAAGUUAUUUUCUUAAAAACUUCAGGUCGUUAUCUGACUAUUAGUAAGGAAGGUUUAUUAGGAAUCUGGGGAGAGAAUUUAAAGCUGCAAGAAUCAUUUCCCAUAACUUCAGAUGCCAUAAAGCUCAAACACCUGUGGGUGACAAGUCUGGUUUCUCUGGAAAAUGUUAACAAGAUAGCAGUGGCUUUUACAAGUAAAGAGAUUUGUUUCUAUGAUUUGCUGUCCAAAGGAGAAUUUCCUUGUCAAUAUAAACUCCAAGGCCUAAAAGGAACACCAAUUUGUAUGGAUUAUUGGUAUGACCCUCUUGAUGCCAAUGAAUCAAUUCUAUCUUUUGGAGACAUAAAAGGAAAGGUUCAAGCAAUUGUCUUCACAACAGCCUUGAUUUCCCUUUUUGAGCGUCCUGCCAGUACAUGUGAAGAUGAGGAAGCCACUGUGACCAUUAACUGGACAGAGCUGCUCUCUGGAUAUCACAAAUGUUGUCACACAGUAGAGCACACACUUCAUUGUGGAGACUGGGUCAGGCAAGUUACUUACAAUGCAUCUUUAGAUGCUAUCAUUUCCAGUACAGCCAGCAAUAUGAAGUCCAUGGUGCUGGCGUGGAGAGAGAAGUCAAAAAAGCACUUUAAAAUGACAUCCUUCAACAUUGCCCAGGGUAUCCAUGCUUUUGAUUACCACUCUCAGCUCAAUUUAAUUGCAACAGCUGGCAUUAACAAUAAAGUUUGCCUUUGGAAUCCUUAUGUUGUCUCUAAGCCAGUUGGAGUCCUUUGGGGUCACUCAGCCAGUGUGAUAGCUGUCCAGUUCUUUGCUGCAAGAAAACAACUUUUCAGCUUCUCCAGAGAUAAAGUUUUGAGACUGUGGGAUAUUCAGCACCAGCUGUCAAUCCAGAGGAUAGCUUGUUCUUUCCCCAAAAGUCAGGACUUCAGAUGCCUCUUCCACUUUGAUGAAGUCCAUGGACGACUUUUCAUCUCAUUUAAUAACCAGCUAGCAUUGCUGGCAAUGAAAUGUGAAAUCAGCAAGAGGGCGAGAAGCCACAAGAAAGCAGUCACUUGUGUUCUUUACAAUUCAGUCUUAAAGCAGGUGAUCAGUUCUGACGCAGGGUCAACCGUUACCUUCUGGAUGAUAGACACUGGGCAGAAAAUUAAACAGUUUACUGGUUGCCACGGCAACGCAGAAAUCAGCACGAUGGCCCUUGAUGCAAAUGAAACAAGGCUUUUGACUGGCAGCACAGAUGGAACUGUAAAGGUAUGGGACUUCAAUGGAUAUUGUCACCACACUCUAAAUGUUGGGCAAGAGGGAGUUGUGGAUAUUUUACAGAUCCUGGUUCUUAAGAAGACAAUAUUGGUUACAGGCUGGGAGAGAGCUAUUACUGUAUUUCGACCUCAGAACUUCAAUCAAUGUUUCAUCGAGCCUGAAGAAUGGAAAGGAGGCGUACAGCACCGUGAUGACAUCUUGUGUGCAGCAUUUUUACCGCCACAAACUCUUGCUACAGGGAGUUAUGAUGGAGAAAUUGUUCUAUGGAACAACAGCACAGAAAAUGCUUACUAUGUACUUCACCCUGAUUACCAAGUGCUGAUAAAAUCAAGAUUGAAUUCAGAACCUCAAAACCUCAGUGCUGAGAGAAGCUGCUCUACCUCUUCUACUGCAGACCUGGGUGCCUGUUCUCCUGAGUCUAGCACUGAGUGCAAUCAUGCUGUUAUGGGGCUUUGCUUCCUUAAAGCAAGAAAAAACACUGAAGUAACAGGAGGAGCUAACCUGGUUUCAUGUGGAGGAUCUGGGUUCGUCCGAUUUUGGAAUACAUUUAAGAGGCAACUUCUGGCUGAAUUUUUGGCUCAUAGUGGCGUUGGAGCUAUUAUUAUGGCGACAGAUAAUUUGAACCGAUACCUUGCUACAGGAGAUGCUGAUGGACAGUUGAAAAUCUGGAAUAUAGAAGAAUAUUGUCUUAAUCCCUGCCAGAACAAAAUCACACAGGCCCCAACACUGACAAGAUCACUGCAACCUCAUGAAGAGCAGAUAAGUUCCCUGGAGAUGUGUGAGGCUGGUGGCCGUGUGCUCGUCCUCUCCUCCUCCUCAGACUGCAGCGUUUGUGUGACUGAUGUCUACGGGGCUCCUGUCUGCAUCUUUGGUCAGGCACAGCUUUGGAAAAUUGAAAGUUGUUUUUCCUUCCCAAAGAUAGAUACUAAUUCAGUGGAAAAUGAGAUUCAAGACAAAGGUAGAAGGGAAAUUCCUUUACUUUUGAAGGAGGAAUCAUAUUUAGAUUCAACAGAACAGUCUUUACUUGAAAAGACAGACAAAGAUGAUUCAACAUACAAUGUCAAACCAAUAGAAGCCAUAAGUUUAGUUAAGAAAUAUAAGGAACGAAAUAUCUAUAAGAAAAAAACACACAAACAUUUCAAUGAUGAAGUUAUACAAGCAUCAUCUAGUGCAUUUAGGUCAUUACGCAUUGGAAUCCUGAACGAACUGCCUGAAGUGACUAAACCAGCAUUUCUUCUAGACCCUGAGAAAUAUUUUAGGGAAGAGCCAGAAGAUUGUCCCCAAAUUCCAGAGCUUCCAUCAUUUUCUGAAUCGUUGAAAGCUGUAUUUGAUGAGAGAAACCUGUUCCCCAAAGAAAUUCUGAAUCGUGAACAUAGAGCUGAGCAAUUAUGUCAAGAGACAAGUGAGGAAAAUGUUUUCUCUUAUCUCUCAAAAUAUAUGGAGCAAGAUGACAAAGACAAACGCCUGAAAUUAAACCAUGUUCCAAAUUAA